AUACUAUGAAAGCAGUAAGAAGAGCAUACAUUUUGGUUCACGUGAAAGAAGGCCAAUUUGUGAGUGAGGCUUUGAAGGUAAAUGAACUGUUAUCAGGGUAUAAGCAAAUCCAACUGAAUCCUAUUUUACAGUUAUCCAUCCGAGGUCCUCUUAAGAAGCCAUCGGUAUAA
Funneliformis mosseae is the source of this 170-nucleotide messenger RNA. NCBI's taxonomy places the organism in Eukaryota, Fungi, Glomeromycota, Glomeromycetes, Glomerales, Glomeraceae. The record is from the annotation of a GenBank genome assembly.